CCACGGAGCUGGGAGUUGGACCUUAGGCCCCGCUCUGUGGGUAGAAAACAUAGCAUUACCGCGGAGCUGACCGGAACUACGAUCCCGGAAUGAUUACCCCAUUCCGGUUCCGUCCAACCCGUACAAGGGACAUGGCAACGUACAUCCGGACCAUUCAUAUUGGUGAACCUUCGUCUGCAAGUCGACUUAGCAAAUUCAACACGCUUCUUCAAUCUUUUUCAAAUCCUGCGUGUCAUGGAUACAAAAGUCGAUGUCUUCAUCUGCGGCAGUGGGUCUGCAGGAUUGUGUGCCGCAACGUGGCUAGCAAAAUGCGGUCUCACUUGCAAGAUCGUAGAUUCCCGCGCCGGGCCUAUGGAGAUCGGCCAAGCAGAUGGGGUGCAGUGCCGGACUGUAGAGGUUUUUGAUAGUUUUGGCAUCGCCGAAGAUUUGCUGCGUGAAUCCUAUCAUGUCAUCGAGGUUGCAUUUUGGGCUUCUAGUGAGCAUGGUGGUAUUGAGAGGAAGUCUCAAGUUGCAGAUACUGCCCCAGGUCUCUCCCGUAUGCCACACGUCAUCCUAAACCAAGCGAGGGUUAACCAGUUAUUACUCGAUGCUAUGAGAAAGUUUAACGGGCAAAAAGUUGACUAUGGAUAUCGGGUCGAGAAUGUCAAAGUGGAUAGCGCUGCAGUUUCGGACCCAGAAGCCUACUGUGUAACGAUAAAGACUAUGAGGAAUGGCAAGGAGGAGGUUUUUAAGGCGAAGUAUGCGUUGGGGUGCGAUGGAGCGCACAGCUCGGUCCGGAGGUCACUCGGUUUCAAGAUGAUAGGAGACAGCACCAACUCAGUCUGGGGGGUUAUGGAUGUAUAUCCACGGACUAAUUUUCCAGACAUCAGAAAGAAAUGUGUACUGCAAACCACCGCAGGAAGCCUAUUGAUCAUCCCCCGUGAAGGAGGUUCAUUGGUUCGGUUUUAUACUGAAUUACCUAGUGGAACUGUCGCGAAAGAUGUCACUGUCGAACAGUUGCAUUAUGCGGCUCGUCGCAUCUUUCAUCCUUACAACCUCGAUAUCGCAGAAACAUUUUGGUGGUCGGCUUACUCCAUUGGACAGCGGCUUGCCGACCACUUUUCGAAAGAUAACCGCGUUUUUCUUACUGGUGAUUCGUGCCAUACUCAUUCGCCAAAGGCCGGUCAAGGAAUGAAUGUUAGCCUGCAAGAUGGGUAUAACAUAGGAUGGAAGCUAGCGGCAGUUUUGAAAGGACAAGUUGGUUCUAAUCUUUUGAAGACAUAUAACCUAGAGCGAGAGAAGGUCGCAGCAGAUCUCAUCAACUUUGACCGGGAGUUUGCCAGGGCGUUUUCAUCCAAGGCUGGCACCGAUUCGAAUGGAGUGUCGGAGAAUUUCAGUGAGUUAUUUGUUAAGGCGGGUAAAUACACUGCUGGGUUGACCGCUAAGUAUGACGAUUCCCCCAUUACUCGUUCUGAAUGGAGCUGUCAACGUCUUGCAACCAAUCUGGUGGUUGGAAUGCGUUUCCCAAGUGCUCAAGUUGUGCGUCUGUGCGACUCAAAAGCAAUGCACCUUGCAACAGCACUGCCAGCGGAUGGUCGGUGGCGCAUUGUUAUUUUUGCUGGCGACAUCCAAAAUGAAUAUGCCAGCACUCGCCUCAAAAAGCUUAGCGAUUUUCUAUCGUCAGCAGACGGUCCUGUACAGCAAUUCACGCCUGCCUCUCUCGACAUAGAUAGCUUUAUUGAACCAAUACUUAUACUUUCCCGAGGCGAGGCGCGCAUAGAGCAAGAGCAAAUACCAGCUUAUUUUUGGCCAGAAUCCGGAAACUGGCAGAUUCGGGAUUUACACAAGACGUUCAUUGACCAUGAAAGCUAUAAUAGUGGACAUGGAAAGGCAUAUGAAUUAUAUGGGAUAGAUACAGAGCAAGGAGCAGUUGCGAUUGUGAGGCCUGACCAGUAUAUCUCUAUGGUUGUUGACAUAGAUAACCACAAAUCUAUCAAGAAUUUUUUCACUGGGUUCUGUAUACCAAGAGCUGAUAGAAGACUUCUAGAGUCUAAUGUAUAG
Messenger RNA from Pseudogymnoascus verrucosus, 2040 nucleotides. RefSeq lists its product as uncharacterized. The transcript is spliced from 5 exons. Gene Ontology annotation, molecular function: FAD binding. Lineage: Eukaryota; Fungi; Ascomycota; Leotiomycetes; Thelebolales; Thelebolaceae. The record is from RefSeq and is a predicted model, not a curated record. The coding region runs from base 235 to 2040 and encodes 601 amino acids.